Molecule: messenger RNA, 2158 nt
Organism: Mirounga angustirostris (Northern elephant seal)
Lineage: Eukaryota; Metazoa; Chordata; Mammalia; Carnivora; Phocidae
Gene: IZUMO1
Product: izumo sperm-oocyte fusion 1
Exons: 9
Coding region: 1058-2125 (355 amino acids)
Biological process (GO): fusion of sperm to egg plasma membrane involved in single fertilization; sperm-egg recognition; heterotypic cell-cell adhesion
Cellular component (GO): plasma membrane; acrosomal membrane
Molecular function (GO): signaling receptor binding; protein binding involved in heterotypic cell-cell adhesion
Source: RefSeq, a predicted model, not a curated record
GUUCUCAGAGUUGGGUGAGUAGUGCUGCCUGUUUUUCUGGUGGCCUGUUUCAAUGAUGCAGAAGAGGAGAGACCUUCCAGGACCUGUAGAGCCCCAGUUUCUCACUAUUGGCUCUAGGCCUCUUUCUUCUGGAACCUUGGCAUCAAGCCCCUUGGGCUAGGGAGAGAAGGUGGAGGAGGGAGUGAGCAAAGUGUGUAACUCUGGAACUACAUUUCCCAUAUAGCCAUCUGGCUGGCCAGGGAGAGGCCCAGGGCCUCCUGGGAGUCGUAGUCCUAGGGCUAGAAAGGGCCACUUCCCUCAUCUUCGUGGCUCGACUCCCCAAGUUUCCAAAAGGCCACGUGCACCUAGCCGGAAGCCUGGAUCCGGGGACGGGAGGAAGCUGAAGCCCAGAAGCCCUUUCCUUGGCUUUAGAAGUCGGAAGGGACAAGAUAACUUUCCUCUCGGUAGACGCUGGGAAAAUUCUAGUCUGAAAGGACGCCCACCUCUUGUGAUAUCAUGGAACGAUAGGCGGAGUCUCCCUUUGUUGCGGUCCUAUCAGACUCAGCGUUGGGCUUGUGGGCGGGGCCGAGAAAACUCCCAGGGAGUAUCUUUUGGGGAGUUGGGGCCCCACGUGGGAAGCUAGAAGGGGGAAGCUGUGGGAAUUCCUCCUAGACCGGGGCGAACGGUGACUGCGACUCCAGUCAGAAAGCUCUCCAUAUCACGCGACCGACCUCACCCUCACCCCCAACAAAACCCUUAAUUUUAGUCAUGGGAAAAUAGCAGAGUGAAGGACGUGGCCUGCUCCUCCUCUCUAAAAGCCCUCAGCCUGGAUUCGGCUCUUCAGCGGACCCUAGUGUUUGAGGGUACAACAUUCAAGGUCAAGGUCGGGCAGCGGCUGUUGAGGGCGCAUCGGGUCUCCGUCACCUCGGUUUCCUAACCGAGAAGUGUGCGCCCUGCAAAUUGGGGGGCUUAGUCUCGGGGAAGGGUUUCUCUCCACUUAGCGUGAACGUUUGGGGCGAAAGGACCCUUCCCCUUCCCCCUCCCCCUCCCCCUGCGCGGACUGAGCGCUCUGGCCGCAAUGGGUCCGCAACUUCCCCUCCUGGUGGCGGCGCUGGCCGGCUGCCUGCUUCCUGCCCGGGGCUGUAUCCUAUGUGCAGCAAAGGUCGUGGAGGCGCUAAAAUCCUUGGAGACGGAUUACCUGCCCGGCCGCCUGGCGGCCGAUCGUCACCGAAGCUUUAUGCAAAGGGUAAAACAAGCCGUGAUGGAUUUCAAGGACCUGCCAAUUGAAGAGGAUUCCUAUAUGGGGGUUAUCGAUAAGCCCACACUGGAAAAGGCAUCCUGGAGUUUUCUGAAGGAUUUGAGACGUAUCACAGACAGUAAUGUAAAAGGUGAACUUUUCGUGAAGGAGAUGUACUGGAUGUUGCACCUGCAAAAGGAUAUGUUUGCCCGCUUUGCAGCUCAGUUCCAAAAAGAGGCUUUUUGUCCCAACAAAUGUGGUAUGAUGUUGCAGAGUCUGAUCUGGUGCAAUACCUGCCAGAAGCAGGUUCACACUUGUCGAAAGAGCCCUGAUUGCGGGGUGCGCCUAGUCAUAGUCCAUGAAAUGGAAGACUUGAUCCUGAACUGUGAGCUCAACUGGCAUCGACUCUCUCAAGGCCUGACCGAUUACAGCUUUUUCAGGGUUUGGGGGAAAGAUUCUGAGACCUUGCUGUCCAAGGGGAAAAAUUCCACCCUGAUCAAGACCGCGGUGACUGCAGAGGAUGCAGGGGUCUACCGCUGCAGUUUGGACAGCGUGCGAUCCAUCCCAGCCACGAUCAUCUUUUAUCAAGUCAAAGUGUUGCCCGGAAGGAUCUCUGAAGAGCUACCGUCAAACGUCAGCCAGGGUGGGCAGGCCCCAGGUCAGGGGGAUUUAACCAUCCAGCCGACGCCGACGCAGUGUCCGAAGUCUGAGAACUUGCUGAGAGGCCGUCUGAUAGGACUGCUGAUCUGGGGCUUUGUGGUGCUGAUAAUCGGCUUUACGACCGCGAUACUUUGCUUUCGACCUGAGAAGGUGAUCAAUUCCAUCAAGUCCUGUUUCGACACCAAGAAGGAGCCUGCCAAGCAGCCCCAGGUUCCAGAGGAAAAAGCCACACCAUCAAGGCCGAAAUAAAGAUUUAUCUGGUUGUCUAAAUAAAUAUCUGAC